AUGCUAGGGCGGGCCCGAAAGGUUCGACGGCUCGGGCGCGUCAAGUCCAAGAUCGAGUUCCAGGUUGGGCAUGGGGCAGAUUCCAAUCGGGGCGUCGUCCAGGCCAAAGGGGAAGAGGGGAGUCAGUCUGGCGCCUUCCCACGGGGACCCAAGGACCCUUCAGCUAGCCUCAACACCUACGCGGGAGGGCCAAAAGGGAGGGGCAUGGAGGGCGUCGUCUGCUACGCCGGAAUCCUCGUUUUCGCUGAUUUUCUAUCAAGAAGAAGCGAAACCAUCUCCGCCCGCCGCCGCAACGACAGCGACACCUCCCAGAGCGACAGCGAGUCCACGAUGCUCGAGGCUGCGACGGGCCCACUCGUCCAGGACUUCCUCGUCGCGACCCUGCUCUUCCUCCGGGAUCUCACGUAUCUACACAGUGGAAUCACGUACCUUCCCAACGGGAAUGAAUACGGUCUGCCAGAGGAGGCGAGGCGGGAAUACCUGCGAGAGGGGGAAAAGGCGCUGGAGGCGUUCCGGUCGCAUCUGAACUCCAUGGACUCGUGGACGCUGGAGGCGGAAUACCCCGAGGACGAGAUCGCCGUCCGGUCCCAGUUCCAGCCGCAUCUCGGCAUCUACUUCAUCUACACUGAGGCGCUGCUCAACUACAACUUCGAAUGGGCAUUUUGGAACACCUUGCCACCCCCAGGGCAGAAUCUCGAGUGGUACAAGGACAUCAGCCAGAACGAAUUCAUUCAGUCGAUUUCCGAGGAAUGUCUGAUCAUACGCGAGACGACGAAGCCGAUGUUCGGCGGGCUGAUUGGCGCGAGGGAUUUCAUCUCUCUUGGCUGUCAUAGGAAGAUCGGGGACACCAUCUACUGGGCCUUCAGGAACGUCACCUGGCCCAGCCUACCGCCGAGAGAAGGGAUCGUCAGGAGCGUGGAACACUUGGGUAGCGGUCAAGCGUUUUCUCGACACAAGGAAAACAAGGAUAAAUGCAUUUUUCGCUGGGUGAACGGGAUGGACUUCCGAGUCCCAUUCGUGCCGAUUGGGAUCAUCAAGGCCUUCGCUCUCACUAAUCACAAGAACUUCGUCCUCGCCUUGAGAAAUCACCUGGAAGCGGCGGCGGCGGCUUCUACCUGCAGUACCAUCGAACCGUCUGGUUGUUGAAUCGUCUCGGGGAGCUGGUGUCCUUAAGGGUCGACCUUGUUCAUGGAAGGGUUUCUUAUGCUGGUUCGUGGACGAUGGCAUGGCAUGAAGCGAAGCCCAACGUGAAGCCUAAAGUGUAUCUAGCAUCUCAUUUUGCAAAUAUGUUUGAAGAUAAUCGCUUGCAUUUGUCAACCACAAGCUGAGACUGACGUCAGGGGUAGAAGCCCUGAAAUAAUAUGGGACCUCACCCUAUCUUAGGUCUCUGCUAGACGUAAUGUACGUUUAGGUUCAUUUUGAAGGAUUUUAGUAGAAUUCACUGACCCGUAUCAAUCUCCAUUCAUUAGGACAAUAAUACAUUUCAGAAAUUAAAUUCCUGGCUUUUGCUAUUUUUGAGGCACUAGAAAUAUUGGAAUAUUUUGAGGCGUGAAGGAAAAACAGCUGGGAAUGAGAAGUGGCGCUUCAAUUCAGAAUUUUUAUAUAUUUUAGUACAUCGUUGUGUCUGCAGCUCUCUUAAGACUCUCGGUGAAACAAUAGGAGGCAGGAAUUGUUGAGGAUUCGCUGCAGCUUUGUCCAUUGUCAAGAAAUCAAAGAUUUGACUUUGCUCAUUCUCGCGAAUGCGGACGCCGAGUCAGUGCGAAAAUCGCCUCGUUUGUGGUAUAGGAAGAAAUAAACUGCGUUUUACUGCAGGGCCAGCUUGCCAGUUCACCAGUUAACCGCGCGGUUUACCGUCCGGUUUUUCAUUCGUUUCCCCGGGUAAUCGAGAUAAGCUGCUUGGUUCCCCUGAAGCUGAAGCGAAAACUUUUGACAAUUUUGGAGAAGCACUCAUUUACGUCUGACUCGGUUUCAAAUAGUUUUCAUUUCAUUGCACGACAUCUUGUCAUUCUAUCAUUAUUCCGGCAUUCAUGAACACCGAUUUCCAAAAUGGAAAAUCAUUAUUUGCUUGGUCCUCGACGAAAUAUAUACAGAUUUAGUCGAUGUUUCCACGAAUAGCUUGUAUUAUUUUUUUGGGAGCUGGAUUCGUGUACCUGAGAUAGGGACCUGCAGGAAUAUAGGGUGAUAAAAUAAGCCUGAAAAACUAGAUGAAUCUCAGCCAACGGAUACGCCUACGCCCUCUCGAGAGUGAAAUGGAGGAAAUCGCAUGGGAACAGAAUGGUAUGUGCUUGUGCCUAAGACGACAUUUUUUAAGCACUUGUGAGGAUCCCUGUCAAUUUUCUUGCUCGCGUCUCUGCGGGAAUGCAUAUUCUCAUAUUUCGUAUUCACUGUAAUACUCUUGAAAAGCUGCUGACGGCAUGGGGUCUUGUCAAGAUUUUCUUCUUAUGUUCUCAUACACCAUGACGGGGUGCGUAUCUAGCAGAAUUUCCAAUAUCAGGUCGAUAUGCAAUGAUUUGAGUCAUGUUUGACCGCUGCACUCCUAAAAUCACACGGUUCACGAAUAAAGUAUGGACCGUGAUUCGUGUUACACUGCGAUUCUUGGAAAUAUUAAAUCGAUUGCGUGCCCUUGCAUUCUAUACGUGGAGAUCGCGUCGUGCAACUGUAUGCUUCUGACGAUUCCUCCAAAUUAAAAAAAAGUGAAUGCGUUUCAGCAUUUAUUGAGCAUUGUGCGAAUCAUAUUUAACUUUUUUUUAUUUCUUGCACUUCUUGGCCAAUAUAGAGAAUACUUUCUUCGAACCGACGGCAUCGCUUUCAUCAUGAACUCUUGUGAGAAAUUGAAUAAAUACAAAAUCCUCUGAAAGUGGCUUUUGAUUCACAUGUUCGUGUUUCUCCAUUAAUAAAGUG
Molecule: messenger RNA, 2901 nt
Organism: Darwinula stevensoni
Lineage: Eukaryota; Metazoa; Arthropoda; Ostracoda; Podocopida; Darwinulidae
Source: the annotation of a GenBank genome assembly